AAGGAGCUCGUAGGCGCCGUUUUUAAAGUCCUCGUCGGGAACAAAGCGGAAGCGGGCGGCCACGAAAACAAAGCAAUAAAUAAGCCAUGGCGCACGCAUUAUUCGAUGGCUAUCCGUCAUCGACGUCGUCGUCGUCGUCGGCUCCUUGCGCGUCCCUCUGGGCUAUUAAGGAGGGAGAAAGACAGAGAAGGCACUGCGCCCCCCGAGGUGCGCUUCCCGUUUACUCGAACCGGCGGUACGUUCGCGACCGCGAGGAGGAUAAUUCCGCGAGUCAGAUCUGGCGCGCGUACGACGAGUACGAGGGGGAGGAGCUGCCGUCGCCUCAGCCAACUUCGGAAUUAACCGAGCCCAUAAUCACCAGCUCCCGGCUGCAAAUGAUGCCCCCUGUGCGCGAUUGUACCCGGUCGCGCGCUCCCUCUGUCUCUCUCGUGGCGGGCCGCCGCCGCCACCGCCUCCCUCCCGCGCCACAUUCACCUCGGCCUCUUCAGCAGUCGAGCUCGAGAGUCUGUAAAAUGGCUGACCACCGUGGUGAACGAGACUCUCCGUACUACGGGCCCGGCUCGGACCCGCGCUCAAAAAACGACGACCCGCCCAAUUCUCGCCUCUUCGUCAUCUGCCACAAGAGCCUCGAGGAGGAGGAGCUCAGGAAGGCCUUCGAGAAGUUUGGCAAGAUCGAGGACAUCUGGGUGGUGAAGGACCGAAGCACUGGCGAGAAUAAAGGUGUCACCUACAUCAAGUACUCGAAAACAUCGGAGGCCGCUUAUGCCCUCGAGGAGAUGAAUUGUAAGAUGCUCGGCUCCGUCGGCAGGCCGAUCAAAGUUAUGAUUGCCUCCAACCGAGAUCAAGGAUCGGUUAGAGAGACGAACGAAGAGGAACGCUGGGUUAGACUGUUCUGUGUCCUACCAAAGUCCAUGACGGAUAGCGAACUCCAGCAAGAAUUUUCAAAGUUUGGGGCUAUCGAGUAUGUGACGGUAGUCAAAGACAGAACCACCAAUGAAUCAAAAGGUUUUGGUUAUGUUAAAUUUAAGAAAGUAUCUAGUGCUGCGAUAGCGUUCGAAGAAUGUGACAGAAAGUAUAAAGCUGUAUUUGCCGAGCCAAAAAAACCCAAGCCCGAUCUCGAUCAAAAAGUCAGCAACGGAAUGUCCAUGGGCUGCGACAAUUCAAACAAUUCAAAUUAUAAUAAUAACUACAGUAAAAGUAGUAUUGGAUUGGAAAUAGCGACAAAUUAUUCAAAUUCAGAGGGCUACACUAAGCUCCAAGUGAUUGCCCAUCCAGCCUUGAAUCAAGAUCAAUUGUGGAAAUUGUUCGAUAUCGUGCCUGGUAUGGAUUACUGUCAUCUCAAAACGGACGCUAGAUAUAGAAUGCGACGAGGACAAGCUACCGUGGUUUACACAAAUCCCAGUGCUGCUGCGUACGCGAGAGAAAAGUUCCACGGCUUUGAAUAUCCCCUCGGCCACAGAAUGAUUGUGAAGCCAGAUCUAUCUGGACCCCUGCCUCAAAAAGCAGGUUUGAAGCAAGGCAUACCCAGCAACAUAGCAACUCCGGGUGGUGUUGUCGCAGCAAGAACCGAUUUGGCUCAUCUAGCCGAAACUAUCGCUCAAGCGACUUCGCUCAUCCAAGCAGCUGGUUUAACGGCGCCUACACUGGACCACUCGAUCGGUAAGCUACCACCGCUGCAACCAAUGGCCAGUAUCGAUGCCGAUGUGGCCAAGCGAUGCUUCAUUGUCUGCGGUCCUCCAGUGCCUUCUAUAUAUGCCAUGAAGGAUGCAUUUUGUAGGUUUGGGAACCUCAUUGACGUUUAUAUGCUACCUGGCAAGAAUUGUGGAUACGCCAAGUACGCUUCUGUCGAUAGUGCCAAUAAAGCCAUCGAGGCUCUACACGGACAAGAAAUCUGCGGGUCCCGUUUAAAAGUUUUAGAAGCUGAGGAGCGUAACGUUGGCGACGACCGAAGGAAGCGUCUAAAAAUGGACGAGGAUGAGCAUUAAAAGCCUAAGCGAAUUACCGACUGGUAACACACAAUGCAGGACGCACGUCACGAAUUGAGACGAUUUUAAAGACUCACUUGACAACAUCGGGCCUGCAACAGAAGGAAACUACUACGACCAUCCCUAUUUUUAACUGUUUACGUUCGUCACAUCUCAACAUUAACUGAAAAAAAAAAAAAAAAAAAAAAAAAAAAAAAAUUUUACUUUUCUUUAUUAUUGCUUAUCAUCACACUUGACACCGGACAUCACGGUAAUACGUAUUAUUUUAAGCGUGCCUGUGCUUUAAAGCUUCGCGCAAUCGUGAUAAUUGCGACGCAAAAAUUGGCAAAAACUGAAAUUACAUACGAAGUAUGUAGAAAGGCGUUUUUAAA
This is a messenger RNA of Ceratosolen solmsi marchali, 2356 nucleotides long. Its product is annotated as RNA-binding protein 45. Lineage: Eukaryota; Metazoa; Arthropoda; Insecta; Hymenoptera; Agaonidae. The transcript has 6 exons. The record is from RefSeq and is a predicted model, not a curated record. Gene Ontology annotation, molecular function: RNA binding. The coding region runs from base 87 to 1985 and encodes 632 amino acids.